UAAGUUAGUGAGUAUCCUUGCCGAGAACUGCCUUCUUCAGGACAACGCUCUCGAUCGAGCCGAUGCCGCUGAAGAGAAAGUCCGCCAGAUUACCGAGAAGUUGGAGCGGGUCGAGGAAGAACUUCGGGACACCCAGAAGAAGAUGAUGCAGACCGAGAACGACCUCGACAAGGCGCAGGUACGAAUACGAUCUAGCUCAGCGUUCUCCAUGACGAUGAGCUGUUUCUAG
Messenger RNA from Angiostrongylus costaricensis, 229 nucleotides. NCBI's taxonomy places the organism in Eukaryota, Metazoa, Nematoda, Chromadorea, Rhabditida, Metastrongylidae. The record is from the annotation of a GenBank genome assembly.